Racocetra persica is the source of this 120-nucleotide messenger RNA. Lineage: Eukaryota; Fungi; Glomeromycota; Glomeromycetes; Diversisporales; Gigasporaceae. The record is from the annotation of a GenBank genome assembly.
AAAAACACCAUACUUAAAGAUACCAGCGAUGCAAAGCACCAACAAAUGAAAAAAAAUACCGAACAGGAUGAUACCAAUAACGCAAGGCACCAACUAGUGAAAGAAACACCAACUGGAUGA